AUGGAGAAUAAGCAUGAUGGCAAUCUCUCAAAAAAAAUCGAGAAACUGCGUGCAAGCAAGGAAUACGCAUCUCCCGUGGUUUCUCCAGAGGGAUAUGGAUCUUUUAUUUCUGCCCGAGACUCAUUUCAUGGGCCAUUAGAGCCUUUACAUGUCCAGGCGAAGUUGCUCAAAUCAGAGGCUGAUGCUGCGAACAGCAAAGAUUCAGUUCAGUUGUACCUGGAGUCUCUGUUCUGCUAUCUCAGAAUACAAGCCCAAAUGAGCAAGAGUGAUAUGAAAGUAUAUCUGAAUAUGCUCAAGUUUGUAAUCAAGUUUACGGAGCAUAUUCACUCGCAAGCUGGGAAAUAUAACUGUAGCCAGGUUGCUAAGGCUCUAGAGUGGGCAUUGUUCAACUUAAAGCUAUUCAAGCUGAUCAAGGAUGCUGAUUUUCUGCCUAAGAACAUUGAUGCAGGUCUUUACCGCUAUGUCAUUGAUGUUAUUAAAGGCCUCGAUGUGUACUAUGAUUCAAAGUCUCCAGAGUCUAUAGAGAUAGUUCCGAUAGAGAGAAUCGAGGAAGGCAUUAAGAAAAGAAUGUAG
Molecule: messenger RNA, 573 nt
Organism: Vittaforma corneae ATCC 50505
Lineage: Eukaryota; Fungi; Microsporidia; Nosematidae
Exons: 1
Coding region: 1-573 (190 amino acids)
Source: RefSeq, a predicted model, not a curated record